UGCAAAUGAUUGUUUAAAAAAAAGAAAUAUUAAAAGAUAUUUAAUUCAUUAUUUCUUAUGAUAAUUAAGAGGCGUGAAUCACGGUCAUGGAUCACAUACACAAAGUUAUUUAUAGGUCAUAAAAAACGAAAGUGAAACUCAGUCUGUUACUGUUUACUGUUUCUCCUUCAGUAACUUCAUCUGAGUCUCUCUGCUCUAUUAUAUCCUCCAUUUUCUCUUCUACUAUGGAUUUGGCAGACAGAUUGUGCAAUGAGCUGUUCCGUUGGAUUGAAAAGCAGGAGGAAUGUGCAGAACAUCUGAUGGAUUUGGCAAAAGAAUUGGAGGAGAUGACUACAGCUAUGACUGCCGGCCAGUUGGUGGGAAACACAGCAACUGUGCUUGGGUCUGCUGCCUUAAUUGGAUCAGGCAUUGCAACUUUUCUGACUGGAGGUCUGGCUGCACCCCUGCUGGUGAUUUCGGCAGGUAUCACAGCUGGAGUUGGUACUGUAGCCAGUGUUACAUUUAAGCUUUUAGACAGUUGGAAAUCCAGUAAAAGUAUGAAAGAUGCAGAGAAGACCUCUGGGGAAAUUGAAAAGAUUUGGAGGAAUAUUGAAAGUCUCCAGAAGAAACUAUCAGAGGAGUAUAAGAGUCAAGAUUUGGCUAAAGAUUUUUCCUUCGAUGAAGUGCAAUGUGAAAUAACAGCAAGAAUGUUGAGAGCCAUGGGCAAACGGAGUGGGAGGUAUCUGCCCCUAAGUUACCUAACUCGCAUCUUGAGGAAUGAUGGCAUGUAUAGAGAUAGAUAUCAAGGGUUUGUUGUAGGAAAGGAGUUCAUCACCUGUGUCAGUACUUUGCUAGUAUUCACUGGAUUUUACCUCAUAUUUGUAAACACAGCAACUAAAAAAGGAGCAAAACAUGUUCUCACCACUGUGAUUAAAACAGGAAUGGCUACUAUGAAAACUCUGUUAAAGGGAACAAGCCAGGCCGCAGGAGGAGCCAUUGGCCUGGUGUUUGCACUACCUGAUCUGAUUGACAACUGUGAAAAACUGUUUAAAGGGGAAAAUCAGACAGAUGCUAGCAGUUAUCUGAGGAAGAAAGCAACUGAAAUUCGUGUUGCUGUCAAAAAAAUUAAAAAGCAAUUGAAUGAAUUGCAAGAGAUGCUCAAUGAAAUCCCUGAAACUGAGUGUCAUGUUGAUUUGGCUACGGAGAUGUGUGGCAACCAAACAUACAUACGAGGCACUGUUUGUAUGGAGUAUAAACAGACCAAAAAGCAGGACAGGAAAGUACAAGAGUUUAUUUUCCUUUCCACAAAAGACAUGGGUGAAACCAAAAUCACUUCCACAAGUAAACUCAAGUCAGAUGACAAAUCAAAUAAGAACAAAAGACAAAAGAGGCAGUCUUGUCAGAAGAAGCCACGACAAAAGAAAGUUCGCCUUCCUAGAAUAGCCAUGUCCAACCUGCGUUCUCUUCCAAACAAAAUGGAGGAGAUUAAAGAAAUGAUGCAGUAUGAUGACUUAUUUUCCUGUGAUCUGAUGUUCUUCACAGAGACAUGGUUAAAUAACAACUCAGCCCCAAUCAGCUUGGAUGGAUAUGAGUCUAUCCGGAUCGAUCGUGAUCCACAGCUUACUCAAAAACGUAGAGGAGGAGGACUGAUCGUUUUUGUGAAUAAGGCCUGGGCGACAGAUGUGCAGGUGGAAACUCUAAUGAAUACCCAAGACUAUGAGUUAAUGGUUGUGUCCAUUAAACCACAUGGUCAUCCUAAGGGUGCUCCACCACUUAUCUUCAUCCAUGUUUAUGUACCAGGGCCUAAUUUUAAGAAAGCUGCUGCAGAAAUUGCUGGUUUUUUCUAUGAUGCUCUGGAGGAAUGGUGUGAUAGUUCUGUUUUUUUGUUAGGUGAUUUCAACAGGAGUGACAUGACUCCUUACUUAGGUACCAUGGAGCAAUAUGUCACAUGCCCAACCAGAUACAAUAACACCCUGGAUCUGUGCUAUGGAAAUGUGCCUGGGGCUUAUAUUUGUGUUUGCAAACGCCCACUUGGCCGGUCAGAUCACAAUGUCAUUAUUAUGAUUCCUAAAGAUCAAUAUGACCCUUGCAAAGAUGGGGAGUGUACGUAUAACCAUACCAAUCGAAGUGAGCAAUGGAAGGAAGAAUAAAUUUUACCAAAAAAUUCUGAAAUUUGCCAGUCAUGUUUCAAUAAGUAUCCAAAACACAAAAUACAAUAUAAUUACACCAAGUUUGAUGACAGAAUUUCAGUGACCUCAAACUUCAAAUCAGUUUGACUAUUUAAAUAACAAGAGUGAAAACUUCAACAUUAACUGCUAAAAUGUAGCCUAUUAAGAAAUGUCUGUUAACUGUAACAUCUGUAGCCUUUUUUAAAAAAGGCUUACUAUACAUGGCGUCAAAUGAAUGACAUAAUCAAAUUAAAUGUGUCCAAUGUACCUUUGCAGCUUGCAAUGUGCAUAAGCAGGGUCAUUCUUGCCGCCUUCAGAUGACUUUAGAUUCAGAUGACUUCAGUUUCUAUCAUUGAAACGUUUAGCACUGGCAAUCAAAGGUUCAAGCUUCACCCUAAAUAUUGUCCCUGUGGUGCCCCAGACGAACAGUUUUGGUGAAAACAGGAGAGUCUAGUUGUGCAUUUAAUUUUGCAGUGAGUUGAGCAGCUCUGGUUUUAUGCUUUUUGGGUACAAUCAUGGUUAGUACCCAGACAUCCCUUUCAGAGAGCUUCCUCUUGCACUGACAGUUACUCCUGUCGGAUGUGGUUUGUCUGUAGUGGUGGUAUACUGACGUUACCCUGGAUACCGUGGCUCUUGAUACUCCACAAAGACUUGCUGUCCUGGUCACAGAUGUGCCAGCAAGAAGUGGAUCCAAUAAUUGAACUCUGAUACGUCUCUCAUAAUGUUGUGUGUAUUGCAAUGUUUUAUGUACAGCUGUGCUAUUGCUAUGCUAAUUCAACCGUCACACUCUGCUAUUACUUGGAAUGUGAAGUCAUUGAAGAUUGGCCACCAGGCCUAUAUAUACAGCUCUGAAAAAAAAUAAGAGACCACUGCAAAAUAAUCUUUCUUAUGUUUCUUAUGUUUUUUCUUCCAGGUGCAUGUAUUGGUGAGAUGAACAGUUUUGUUUCUUUUUUUGUGAACUGCUGACAAUAUUUCUCCUAAAUUCAAAAUAUAACUAUUAUUAUUUAGAGUGUAUAUUUAAAGGAAAUGACAACACAUCAAAAUAACCAAGAUCAUGCAGUAUUUGCAGAGCUUUAAUAACUCAAAUAAAACAACAUGCAAAUAAUUUGUAAACAAAUUGUGUUAAUGCUUUGGCUAAAUAACAUUAAGAAAUCACUAUUUGGUGGAAUAAACCCGAUUUGCAUGCGUUUUGGCUCCAUGCUCUCCACCAGUUUUUCACAUUGCUGUUCGGUAACUUUACACCACUCUUUUGCUUGAUGGUUUGUGACCAUCCAUCUCCUCUUGAUGACAUUCCAGAGGUUUUCAAUAGGGUUCAAAUCUGGAGAUUGGGCAGUGGUCUCUUAUUUUUUUUCCAGAGCUGUAGAUGUGAAAUGUCUAGGACUAUACUGCCCAGUGUUUCAAUUUCACAGUCCAGCCCCUGUGUGGGGGUGGGGUGUUAAUAGGUGUUACUCCUUAAAAAAAAACAUUUAACCAAUUUCUAAUCACUAAGCAAUCUUUAUGUAAUCAUGCAUGCUAUGUAUAUUAAUCAUGUUAAAAUGAACUUAAAGUUAAAAAAAACUUUAUAAAUAUAAAUAAAUAAUAAUCAUUUGGGUUAGAUAUAUAUGUACAAUUAAA
This is a messenger RNA of Hemibagrus wyckioides, 3761 nucleotides long. RefSeq lists its product as uncharacterized. Gene Ontology annotation, molecular function: catalytic activity. Lineage: Eukaryota; Metazoa; Chordata; Actinopteri; Siluriformes; Bagridae. The coding region runs from base 225 to 2129 and encodes 634 amino acids. The transcript has 4 exons. The record is from RefSeq and is a predicted model, not a curated record.